AUGCCGCUUCCCUCUCCCCUACAGGCGUCGGCACAGCCAGCCGGUUUCGCUGUCCCUUCUGCGCAUAUGUCUCCAGGCUUCCCACCGCCCCAGCAUCAGCAGCACCAACAGCAGCAUGACGAAGACUCCCCCGAGACGCCGACUGGCAAUGCAGCAUCUCCGCCUCAGGAUCCUGCGAGGCGGCCCGGCAAACGCCCUGCUGCCCGCGGGACCGCCUUCUAUCCGCGCAAGCGAGCAAACACGGCGUGUCAGGUGUGCCGGGCCCGAAAGACAAAGUGCGACAACAAGAAACCCAGCUGUUCAUACUGCCUGAGUGUUGGCGCAAACUGCAUCCAGUCGCCGGUUGAUCUAUCCAGCUUCGACCCCGCCAGUCUCAAAAUCUUGGACCGCCUCGAUGAUCUCGAACGCCUCAUGCGCGAGACAACGGCCGUCUCGGCACUCGGCCAAGUAGGCGCUGUCAGCCCCGCGAUUCCAAACAGCAAUGGACAGAUGAAUGCAUACAAUACCAACCAGCACAAUGGACGACAGUCAUCGGCAUCGCUCUCGGCGCACUCCCCGCUUCGGGCGAGGAGCAUGAGCUCUAGCUCGCAUCAUCAAAAGCCACAUGCCAUUAGCAGCAUCAUUCACGAGGACGAUGGUCCAGAUGUUGAUAGUGUGCUACCCGUCCGCGUGGACUUUAUCUUACAAUGGCCAGUAUUCAAUGCCAGAGGCCAGGCGGAGACUCCGUACCGCCAGCUCCCCGACGCCAUCUCUACGCCAUCUGCAGGCUCCGCGGCGCUUGCUAGCCUUGUCGACAUGGAAUCGCAUCGAUUAUACCGACUACUCGACAAUUUCUUUCUUUACAUUCACUGCAAAAACCCCAUCUUGGAUGAGGCGUCCACGCGUCGCAUGGUCGGCAAUGCCUUUCUCAAUGGCAUCGAUUGGUCGCCGGCGUCUUGCUUGGCCAUGAUCAUCUGCGCUCUUGGCUGCCUUGCCACACCUUUCGGCCCGAGUCAUAGCACCAAGCCUGGAACACAAGCCUAUCAAGAUUCUCAAGUCUUUUUCCACGCUGCACAGAAGCGAAUUGGCAUCCUCUUGGUGAGCUCGGACAUUGUCGGCGCGCAAUGCCUCUUCCUAUCAGGCGUCUACAUGAUGCAUGUGUUCCAGCCCAUCUAUGCUUGGCGCUUCUUCUCACAGGCCCUUGCCGCCUGUCAGCAUUUUCCAUUCCUUGCCAAAGUGCAGGAUAUGAAUUUAUCCAAGGGUCCCGAUCUCACACCAGAAGGCAUAGAGAUGGGUCGGCAAGAGACACAGGAACAGGCAGUGUACUGGUCCGCUUGGAAAUCGGAGCGCGAGCUGCGCCGCGAGCUUUCGCUCCCCGACUUUGAUAUUAUUCACUCUGGCAGCACUCUCUACCCGCCAUUCUUCCCCGCCCCUCCGGCUCACCCAACGGACUCAGCAGACGGCCCAGACUCGGAAACACAACGCGCCAGAGCCGCCUGGCUGUACUACCUCGCUGAGAUCUCACUUCGACGUCUUUCGAGCCGGUUAUCGACCGAAGUUACAAGCUUAAGGAAGCAGCACCAGUCCAAUGCGAGGUUCUUGGAAGUACUGGGUGAAAUGAUUCCGGAGUAUGAGGCCCAGGCUCGCGAGUGGUCUGAUAACCUUCCUGCAGAGCUAUCCAUCAAUACGCCCAUAGAGGAAGAUACGAUUAGUCGGUCUGUCCUGCGUGGUCAGCUCGUCAAUCUCUACGAAAUGCUCUACUGGCCGUUUGUGAUGGCAAGCUUAAGCUCCCUUACAACUGGUCGCCCCGUCACAAUGACCACUGCGCAACUAGCCAGGCGCGGUCUAGAGACACAUAUUCAGCAAGUCAAGGUCAACGAACCGGGGUACUACCACCGGCACCACGGCGGUCUCUUUAUGAUUCGUGCUUGCACUCGCAGUGCCUUGAUUCUCGUCGCAGCAGCGAAGCUUGGUAGCCCGAUGCCGGAUAAUUGGCACGUCUCCAUCUACAACGUGAUGGGCAUGCUGUCAUUCUGGAAUGACGAGGAUCGCAAUCUCGUGCAAUGGGGCGCCGUCCUCCAAAGCGAGUUGAGCCGCAUUACGGGUGAGUGA
[Torrubiella] hemipterigena is the source of this 2091-nucleotide messenger RNA. Lineage: Eukaryota; Fungi; Ascomycota; Sordariomycetes; Hypocreales; Clavicipitaceae. The record is from the annotation of a GenBank genome assembly.